CAAAGCCCACGGCGGCUCGCUCAAUCUUCUCCAUGUCUUCUCCUGUGUAUGCAGCGUAUCCUGCGACAGCUUGAGUGCCACUUGUGGCUCGAUACACUCAUCUUUCUACCUUUUUUCUCUGGACACUAGCUAGUCCUGUCACUCCUUUGAUCGGUGCUGAAGCAUCUGCUGAAGUCCGGGGCCAAAAUGUUCAAUUCACGGGCGCAUUCGCCAAAAGCAGAGGACGCAGAAGCCUUGCUGCCGUCCUCUGCUUCUAGGUCAAGCUCGCCCGUCUUGGCUGCUCAGCUCCCCAGACCAGCACUCAACCCGGCCAGAACAUUCAGGCGUUUCCUUUCCUUCCUCAAGCCAAGCUUCCUCCACCGGGUGGAGCACAGCGACAUCUCAGAGAAGACCUCCCGCCCGCCAUCCCGCACAGAGUAUCUGGAUGGUGUCCGCGGUGUCGCUUCGCUGAUUGUCUUCAACCUGCACUGGAUCCACGUCGUCUACCCUUCCGUCAACUCGGGAUGGGGUUACAAGCACCAUGAGCUUUGGCUCUUGCCCUUUGUCCGACUCUUCUAUUCCGGCGCUGCCAUGGUGUCCAUCUUCUUCAUCGUCUCGGGCUUUGUGCUGUCGCAUCGCUUCAUCCAGCGCAUGCACCGAGGCGAAGACAUCUUCAACGGCCUCACGUCUCUCAUCUUCCGGCGCUUUAUCCGGCUCUUUCUUCCCGCAUUUGCGUCUAGCUUCAUGGCGUAUGUCUGCGCUAGCGUCGGGGUCUUGAGCGUGCCGGACAAGAACGGAGGCAAGCCUUUCCAUCACGGCAUCCCCGCCUUUGUGGACUAUCUAGACCUCGAGUCAAACCCGUGGGACUGGGAGCUCGCCAUGUCGGGCUGGUACAAUCCCCAGCUGUGGUCCAUCUCUGUCGAGUUCCGAGGCUCAAUGGUUGUCUUUCUCAUGAUAGCCGGCCUGGCCAAGACGCGAACAUCGGUGCGCCUGCUGGUGGAGAACCUUGUCAUGGUACACGCCUUUGGCCACAAGAGAUGGGACGUCGCCUUGUUCAUCGCCGGCAUGAUUGUCGCCGAGCUCGAGGUCCUGACGUACAAGUCUCAGCAGGGGCCUCGCAGACGGUGGGUGACCGUCCUGCUCGUCGCCACGCUCCUGCUCGGCGUCUUCCUGACGGGUUAUCCGAGAGAGAACAACACGAAGACGCCUGGAUACAUGUGGUCCAAGUACGUGUGGCCAUUCACGGCGUACAGGCGUCGGUUCUGGCUGGGCAUCGGCUCGAUCCUCGUCGUUGGGCCCAUGGCAUUCCUGCCCAGCAUCCAGGCUUUCUUCCUCACACGGCCCGUGCGAUACUUGGGCCGCAUAAGCUUCGCGCUGUACCUGGUGCAUGGCCUGGGCAACAAGACGAUAGGAAAGGCGCUGCUGCAUGCCGGCUGGGGGAUUUUCGGGUCAGAAGGCUACUGGCAGUACGCUGCUGGCUUUGUCAUGGCGUCGGUCAUCUACUACCCGAUCGUCAUCUGGGCGUCAGACGUCUUCUGGCGUGCUGUCGACGUGCCGUCCACGGAUUUUGCCAGAUGGGUUGAGAAGAAGUCGGCGGCGCGGUAAGAGGCAAGGUGGAAUCAGUCAGUGCCGUGUUGUCUUUUGUAGAAGAAUUCUCAUGUCUGUAGAGCGAUGAAAACACAAUACGAC
Messenger RNA from Microdochium trichocladiopsis, 1668 nucleotides. RefSeq names its product acyltransferase family-domain-containing protein. The record is from RefSeq and is a predicted model, not a curated record. The transcript has a single exon. NCBI's taxonomy places the organism in Eukaryota, Fungi, Ascomycota, Sordariomycetes, Xylariales, Microdochiaceae. Bases 187 to 1584 code for a protein of 465 amino acids. Gene Ontology annotation, molecular function: acyltransferase activity, transferring groups other than amino-acyl groups. Gene Ontology annotation, cellular component: membrane. Gene Ontology annotation, biological process: polysaccharide biosynthetic process.